Phlebotomus argentipes is the source of this 11174-nucleotide messenger RNA. RefSeq names its product PHD finger protein rhinoceros (gene rno). The transcript has 7 exons. Bases 168 to 8486 code for a protein of 2772 amino acids. Lineage: Eukaryota; Metazoa; Arthropoda; Insecta; Diptera; Psychodidae. The record is from RefSeq and is a predicted model, not a curated record. Gene Ontology annotation, biological process: regulation of transcription by RNA polymerase II.
CCGUCACUGGAGAUUUUCUCAAUCAGCUAUUUAGCCGUAUUUUCGGCCUCCUCCGCCUGGGGAUUCAUCUUUGGCGACCUGUGGACCCCAUUGGUGGCGAGUGUUCUGAUGAUGAGACGAUAAAGUAAUUCAAUUACUUUUACCUUGUAACCCGUGUGUUGUUUACAAUGUCGCAUCGAGGGAAACGACCGAGUCGUUCAGAAAACGACGGUCCGCCCCCUAUCAAGAGGCGCAAAGGGCGACCCCCCACGUCCGGGGGCGCCACGAAUGACGAUGACGAGAGUGCCAAUGCGAACCAGGCCAAUUCCACGUCAAAGUCAACACAAAAUUCUGGAUCAGGUGCUGGAACAUCGACGUCCAAGAACUGGCAACUCAGACAGAUGACGGAUCUGAAGAUUUCGAGCAUCUACAAUCGCAAUGCACCCGAAGCCCCAGCUGAACUCUUUAGGAAGGACCUUAUCAGUGCCAUGAAAUUGCCGGAUUCUGAGCCAUUGGCGCACGAUGAGUACUGGGUGAUUGCUGAUCAAUGGAAGCAGGAGUGGGAGCGUGGUGUUCAAGUUCCUGUCAAUCCUGACUCCCUCCCGGAGCCAUCGGUCCGCUUCAUCCAGAGCUGCAGCAUCUACAAAGGGAGAUCAGACUUCAAGUUGCCGAAGAACAAGUACAUCCGGAUAACGAAGGAUGAGAGCUUCUCGUCUGAUCUCCAUUAUUUAUCAAAUGCACCAGCAAUGGCUGAUGCUGCGUGUUCUUAUGACUUGGAUCAGUGCGAUGAGGCGUGGCUCAAGCUGAUGAAUGGCGAGAGGGUCCAGUGUGGCUUGUCUCCGGUGACUGAGGAGCAGUUUGAGCGCGUGGUUGAGGAAUUGGAGACUCGCUGCUGGGACAAAAUACAAGCAAUCAUGAAGAGUGAGGAAGGCCUGGGCAUCGAAUACGAUGAGAAUGUAAUUUGUGAUGUGUGCCGCUCACCGGAUUCGGAGGAGGCGAACGAAAUGGUGUUUUGUGAUAACUGCAACAUUUGCGUGCAUCAGGCCUGCUAUGGGAUCACGGUGAUACCGCCUGGACAGUGGAUGUGUCGCACAUGCAACGUUGGUCAGCGGCCUGAUUGUGUUCUGUGUCCCAACAAGGGGGGCGCGAUGAAGUCGACGAGAUCGGGGCAGAAGUGGGCUCAUGUGUCGUGUGCUCUGUGGAUACCGGAGGUGAGCAUAGGCUCGGUGGAUCGCAUGGAGCCCAUCACGAAGAUCUCGAGCAUUCCGCAGAGUCGAUGGGCGCUGCUGUGUGUCCUGUGCCGUGAGCGCGUGGGUGCGUGCAUACAGUGCUCGGUGAAGACGUGCAAGACGGCGUAUCAUGUGACGUGUGCAUUUCAACAUGGACUUGAGAUGCGUGCCAUCAUUGAGGAUGAGCACGCGGAGGAUGGGGUGAAGUUGCGAUCGUACUGUCUCAAGCACAGUAUGAACAAGAGCAAAAGGGACAAGAGUGGUAACUCGUGUGCGGCGGCGUCGGGUAGUGAGGAUGAUGAUGUGAAGAGGAAGAAGCAAAGGAAGGAUAUGACGACGGAGGAGAGAAAUCAGGCGCGAAUACAGCGACUGCAGGAAGUUGAGGCGGACUUUGAUAAGCAUGUGAAUGUGAAGGACAUCAGUUGUCAUGUGCUUGAGGUGGAUCAGGAGGGCAUUCACACCAUAUACAAUUACUGGAUACUCAAGAGGAAGUCCAUGAGCAAUCGACCGCUGUUGCCGCCAAAGUCUGAGGAUGUGGAUAUGGCGUCGCACAAGCAGGGUCAGGCGGAUGUGGAGAAGAUGAAGAUGUUUGUGCACCUGCGGCAGGACUUGGAGCGCGUGAGGAAUCUCUGCUAUAUGGUGAGCAGGCGCGAGAAGUUGUCCAGGUCGUUCUUCAAGAUGCGCGAGCAGACAUUCCACAAGCAAAUGGCAUUGCUGCUGGACAUGAAGUCGAAGAAGGUGGACGAGUCGCUGGUGCAGGCAGUGCUGCAGGCCAAUCACGGGCCAUCCAUCUACGAUCGCCUGUAUUCGGCACGCCAGGUGGCUGUGCCGAGUCAGGAGAAGUGGGACCAGCUAGUCAGUCGUCUGGCGGAGAGCACGAGUCUCAUGGUGGACGAGGCGAAGGCCAAGACGUCCACGGCGGAUCUGAAUGGUGUGAAUCGCGACAGCAAGGCGCGCCAUGGGAAGCAAUCUGCGAAGAAGACGGUGUUCAAUGGGGCGGCGGCCAGGAGGGCCUCCACCUAUGUCAGCAGCCUGUCCAGUGACAGUGAAUCGUCCACGGGGAGAAUGAUCAGGGAGAUGACGACGAAGAAGGGUGGACGGACGCCAAAGAAUGCUGAGGGCACGAAGAUCGAUCGGCGGAAAAGGCGUGUCAACAGCACAGCGGUGGUCAAGAGCAAAUCCCUGGUGGACACGAGUAGUGAGGAUGACGAGGAGGCGGGCAAGGUGGACAAGCAGCGAUCGCCACGCAAUCGCACACUGCGUCAGAUGGCGCGUGAGAUGUCCAAUGACAAGAGUCGCCUGUCGUCGGCCAGUGAUGAGAGUGAUGAGCUGCUACCCAUCCGGAACAGCAGUGGUCAGCAUGUGGGCACAAAGGAGCAGCGCGGGAAGAUGUCGGCUAUCUAUUCGGAUAGCGACAGCACGGAUAAGGACAAGACGGACAAUGCGGCGAGUGAUUCUCAGCAGCACGUGGUGAGAACGAAGGCCGCGAUGAAGGAGUUUGUGCCACAGAAGGGCUCAAAGGGUGACUCGAAGAGUCACACUGAGGAUGGCAGCACACCUGUAAAUAAAGUUAAGAGUAAGGCGAAGACUGCAAAGCAGGACAACAGCAAUAAGCUCAAUACCAAGUCAUUUGCGAGCAGCAAGAAGGAGUUCCACACAGAUCUGCUGGUCGUGCCGCAGCGACAGGCGGCCAAGAAGGCGUCGGAGAACCUCAAGUCCACUGGCAUGUAUGCCACGGGUCAGGCGGUGACGGUGGACAAGGUGAAGAAGGAUGCGAAGGAGCCUGAAACUGCUGUGACGACGGUGAGAGAGCGCCGAGACUCAAUUCUCAGUCCAUCGAAGGACGAACAGGUGGCGCGCAGUGUGAAGUCCAGCAAGAGUAAUAAGACACCCAAAUCUCAAGCAUCCACGCCAAAGGCUGUCGCUGGCAAGGAGAAGAGCGCCGAGGCGGAGAAUCGGGAGCUGCUGGAGAAGCUGGCGUACGUGCCACAGCGUCAGGCGGCGAAGAAGGCGGCUGAGCACAUCAAGAGUGGCCUGGGGAAGCCCACGGACGCCACACCGGCGGCAGCAGCGGCGGCGGCGGCGGUUGUCGCGGAGGAGAGCAAGACCAAGACGCCCGCGGCGCCGGUGGUGAAGAAGGACGAGGGCAAGAAGAAUGCCACACCCGUUGUGAUCUCAAGCAGCUCAAGCUCCUACACGGGCAGCAGUUCAUCCUCCUCGUCCAGCUCUUCGUCGUCGUCGGAGAGCGAAGAGGAGACGCCGAAGGCCAAGGCGAAGGUGGCGUCUGUUCAGGCGGCGACGAAGGACGCUCGAGUGACUCCGGCGAACAACAGAGCCAAGGACUUGCCCUUUCUUGACAAGGAUACCAAGUCUCUGCGUUCCGUUAGUUCGAGUGAGUCCAGCGAUUCUGAGUCGGAGAGCAGCGACGAGAGCAGCGAGUCCACCAGCAUCAACAACAAUCGCAACAGCGCCAAGAAGGCGCCGGCGCGCCGGGUGGUCGCAGAAGGGAAGCUUAAAACUUCCGGACUGGGACGGCCGGGCGCGAGCGGCGGCGCCGCGGCCAAGGAUGAUGGUGCUCAGGCGAGAGGUGGUGGACAGGCCAAAGCUGCUGCACGUGGCGGUAAGAGGGCGAGUGUGUCAGGUGAUCGGCGACGAAGUGCUGACGCCGACAAACAGGGAGUUGCUGAUAAGCUUCCGGAGUUGUCAGGAGAAGUCACAACAGGGCGCCGACGGAAGUCCUCAGCCACUUCUCCGCGUGCCGCUGGUGAGACUGGAAAAUUGCCUCAGAAGCAGCAACAACAACAACAACCUUGUCGAACGACCGAAGGUGCCACGAUCUCGCCCAAGGGCGUCAAGCCCGAUGAACUUUCACCUGAGAAGCGGAAAGUGCACGAGAAAUUGAAUGCAACGGCCAAAGAGUCUCCGUCGGCGACGAAGAAGGCGCCGUCGGUGGAGAGGAGAAAGUCGAGGACGCCCAGUGAGGAGAACAAGGAGCCACAGUUCAAGAGUCCCGAGCGAAAGGCUCGCGAACCGCCAAAGCCAUCGCCGCAGCGCGAGGAGACCGUGAAUGCCAAGAGCAGGAGUGUCACGCCCACGAAGAGGGACACUCCGUCGCCGCUGAAGAGGAGCGGAAGUGCUGCAGCUGAGGAGAUGCCCGUGGUGCUGUCGCCGUACAACAAGCAACAAUUGACUCCUGUGGAGACAAAGAGCGAAGUGCCGAGUGACAGUGCGCGAGAGGGUGAGAAUCGACCAGCCAGUGCAAUGGAGAAGACAGUGCAGAAGAGCAUCUUCUCGCCACUGCCACAGACACCAGCUCCGCCCGCCCUCACGAGUGCCAAAAACAAGGAUCCGUGUGCAUUCUUUGACUUCUCCGAUGACCUCCUGCCCGGCGUCACGGAGACGAUGAAUGACGAUGCGUUCAGUGUGCCGCCGGAUGGGGCGGAGAGUCUGAGAACGGUGGGAUUGGGAGUGCCUUUCUCGCACAACACUGACAUCCUGUUCAAGGAGGACUACAAGGAGGACAGCGAGAAGGAGACGAUGAAUCUGGUGGAGAAACUGCGGCAAAAGUUCAAGCGGAGUCACUCCACGGCAUCCUCAGCGCCGUCCGAGACGGGUAAUCAGGAGCAGAAGGUGCCACAGUCACGAGAGUCUCCGGAAGUGGUGGAGAAUAAGGUGAAUGACAUCUCUCUCGAUGCGGCCAACAAGCGAUUGUCUCCGGAGGCGACGGAGAAACUGUCCACGGAUGUCAGUAACUUCCCGCACAGUAAGUUCGACAUGGUGGCGUCGGGUGGAGAGUCCUCGCAGAUGCCCAAAGUGUCUGAAGGCAGUGGACUUGAUCAUUCAGCGCCGAUGUCAGUGGAUGAUCGUUGGAUUCCGCCGUCGGAAUUGACACCGGCUUCUGUCGCUCAUCUCAGUCAAAUGAUGUUCGAUCCCAAAGUGAUGUCACAGAAUCUGGCACAGGCCACGAUGGAGGAGAUUGUGUCGCAGAGUUUGGUGGCUGCGGCGGGAAAUAAUGCUGAUUUCCUGAAGCAAUUCCAGGAGCGAAUGGAGUAUCAGACGAAUCAGUGUAUUGCCGCGCAGCAGCAACUUCAUCAGCAACAGUCGGUGAUCACGUCGGAUGUGGGUGGUCAUCAGCAGGCGCCGGUGAAAUCACUCACGCCACAUCAAAAGCCCAUGGAGUAUGAUGACAACUCAUCGCCAUACUCUGUGCAUCCGUCAAAUUGGGUGGAGAGCGACAUGAUUCCCAACAGGAGAUCUGUGUCCUCAUCGCCGGCCAGUAGUGCAUCGGAGAGUCACGAUGUGAAGAAUCAAAUGCCGCCACAGCAGCGAGUGACACCGCAGCCGAUGGAGAAUCAGCUGGGUGUGCAUCACAGGAAUCUCCUGUCCGACAUGCCGCCCUUCAUGAACAUGCAGCAUCCGGGAAUGCAACCAUUCCCACCGAAUGCCACGACGCUGGACAGCUUGAUGCCGCCGUUCAACUAUGCUGAGGCCACGGGUGGCUUCACGGGUCCAGUGACACUGAUUCCACCAUCUGGACCGAAUGUUCACAAUGUUCACCUGCCUUUCCCAUCACCAGGAGCGGCUAUGUUUCCGCCUGCCUUCGGGCAAUCCUUCACCACGGCGCCAAAUACACAGCCACCGACGUCGCUGUGUGGCGUGGGACCACUGCAGAAGCCUGAUGAUAUGCUCUCGGUGAACAACACCAUUCCUUCGUAUCCCUCCAAUCCGUGUGGGGCGGCGUUUACGUCCUCAUCGCAGAAUAUGGCCCUGACAGCGGCCAUGGUGUCUCCGACACCAGCUCCGAUCUCUAUAACAUCACCUCAAACAACACAACAACAGCAACAGCAGCAGCAGAGAUUCCCCACGACAAAUGCAGUGCCACAGCCUCAACCGGAGAGGCGUGAGAGCUUGCCGGAGAAACCACCGGAGGAGGAUGUGAUGAAAUCUCCGUCGAAACCGAGCAGACAGUCGGCGAGACAAGCAAAAUCACCCGCCAAAUCACCGGCCAAGAGUCCAAGACAGCAGCCAAUUGAUAUCAAUCGACAGUUGCCCGCUGUUGUGGCGAAUAAGGUUGUGAAGGCUGAUCCGGCCAAGGCGCGGAAGGUGAGGGGCGCCGCAACUCCUGGCCGCGGUCGUGGCAGAGGCCGUGGACGCGGUGGCAAGACGACAAUGCAUCACUUUCCGCCGCUGGGUGUGCCGGAGUUUGAUUUCAUGACGGGCGGGACGAAUCACAGCAAAUUGGCGGGCACUGUGUAUGAUUUCGAUGAUGAGAUUGCUGGUGAGAGUGUGGAGAAUCUCAAGGCGAUGAGGGACAGGAGGAGAUCCAUUGAUUGCCGAGUGGAGCCAUUCAGGAGUGCCAGAGAGGCAACAUCGCCUAAAUUUGCCAGUCCAAAUGCACAUUCCAAACAAUCAAGACCAAUUCCACCACCGCCACCAUUCACCACGGCUGACAUACGCAAUCUCAGGCCACCGAGUCCCAUCAGGACGGACGCAACGGUGUCUCAGGUCACGCCAACGACAUCCCUGAGAGAUAUGGUGCAGCCUGUGUUGCCUGGGCCGGUGGAUAUGCGGACGUACAGCACGGGAUUCGAUGCCUCGUCGGAUGCGUACAAUAAUCAUCUGUUGAGAGCAUUUGCCAGUGGCACAGCUGAUCAGACGCUGGCGGACAUUGAUGAGGAGAUGGAGAAGGAGCUUCAGUCGGCGCUGAAGGCGAGCAGUACAAAGCCUAAGAGUCCUGUUGUGAAGGCAUCGUCGGAGAGUCAACCAGUUCAGGCGUCAGAUGAUUUCAUGUCCGAAUUGGAUGCAUCAAAGCCCAAAGUGUCGUUGUCAGAUUCGCGGAAUCAGCUGAAGUUGAAGAUCAAGGGUCCAUUGGCGCAUCCGGACAACUACAACACCCAAACGACGGCUGUGCGACAUCCUGUGCCGGGUCUUUCGGGUCCUGGCAUCGAUGCCACCUUCCCCACCACCUCAACAAACUGUACGCUGGGUCCAAUGGCCACGCCGGGCAGUUCGAACUUCCAUCGGAUGAGGAAGAAGGAGCUGCUGAGGCAGUACUGCAGUCAGGACAUGAACACAGUGGAUGCUCAUGUCGGUCUGCCGGAGCCCACGGCGAUGAGUCACAAUACGCAGAUGAACAGGAGUGUUGGCAUCCCAAAGGCUGUGGAUUCGAUGAGUUCAAUUCCCACGAAGGAAGACUACAAGGACUAUGCGACACUGGAUCCCAAGAAGAGGAAGAAAGUGGGCGGAAUGUCUAGGGAAUUGCGACAGCUUGACAUAUCCAGCUAUGAGAUGAAUGACGAUGACAUGGGAAGGAUGCAAUUCGACGUGAGUGUGGAUGGUGUGCUGUCCAAGCGGCGAAUGCGAGGAAAUAGCAAUGCCAGUGGGAAGGAUCUCACCUUGACGGAUUCUGCUCUGUCCACGCCGAAGCUGAAGAUUAAGAUUGGCCAAGGGGUGAUUGAUGUGAGUCCGUCGGUGGAUAAGAGACUGAGUGGAAGGCCGCCGAAGAAGCGCUUGAGUCAGAAUAUGGCAGUGCCGAGUGUGGAGGACAUCAAGAGGGACUGCAUGAACUUCCGGAAGCUGGUGAUGGCGGACUUUGAGGAGAAGGAGAAGGUGACAAAGCCGAAGAAGCAGAAACCGUCGAAGGAGGAGAAGCGAAAGAAGAAGAAGGACAAGAAGCACAAGUUUGAGAUCAUCAACAAUGGCAACAGUGAUGCAGCGCCAAAGUUGAUCAUCCGCCUGGGGAAGAGGAAGAGUGAGGAGGGCGGAGUGCCGCCAAUGGGGGAGCCUCAGAUACCACAAGAUCCGUACGAAUAUGAUCCAAAUGCCGUGGAUCCGCUGGCGCUCGAUGAGCCGCUGGGUGAGAAAGGGAAGAAACGCACUUCGGCGAAUGGCGCUGAGAAGAUCAUUUCGCCGAUCAGGCUGAAGAUUUCCCGUGGGAAUCAGGGCAAGUCGUACGUGAUGUCGGAGGAGGCGAAGAAGACUGAGAAGGGCGGCGGCGGUGAGAAGCCUGGCGAUGCGCCUCAAGUCAACUGCACAGAUGCCAAAGGGAAGAAGACGAAGGAAGCUGAACUGAAUCUCGAUGCUUCGAAGAUGUCCGACGGAAAGGCUUCAGCGGCUGAGAAUGCCAAGGCGGCCGGUGGGAAUUUCUCCGCGAGCGCCAAUGCUGGCGCUGAUGGGAAGAAGGAGGCGACAAAGGUGGACGAGAAGACAAAGACAGACUCAUCAGCCAGCAAAGGCUGCCCUCCGCUUCCUCUCAACAAAGACUGCGAAGUUAGAUGAUAGCUUCGGCACCGUUGAAGGCGACUCUUAGUGUUUUGUUAGGGACAAAAGAAGAAAUGUGCGAUGUUUUAUUUCUCGCUUCUCUGCGAGUCUCUUUAUAAGUUUCUUUUAUAUCUCAUUCAAGGAGCCUUCAACUGACAUUAACACACACAACUUUAUUUUAACACACAUAGUUUCAUUGUGAAGAAAAACCGUUUUUUCGGUGAGAAAAUUCAAAAAGGGAAGAUGACAAAUGAGAGAAAGAGGGAAAGAGUAGAUGAAGUUAGUAGAAAGUGAAUCAGAAAAGUGUAAAACAAUAUAAUCUAUAUAUUGAAUACAUUGGAUGAAAUAAGAAAUUGUAUUGCUAUUGUAUCCAAAUAGUGCUCUAUAGAGAUUAAUAUUUAUAAUGGGAAAUUUUUUGAGAAAAGCGACAGAGAAGUGAAGAAGAAAAGGAAAGAAAAACACUCGUAGUACAGUUUAAUAGAUAGUUUUCAUCAUUGAAUGAGAGCGAAUAUGAAGGAAUUCUCCUGUAUGAAGUUUAUUUUUACCUUUCUUAGUGGAAAACUUUCAAUCAUGACUGUUGACUAUUUUCUUUCUUAUAACAUAAUUUAAGAAACUACUUUUUUUGCCCAUGGUAAAAAAAUGCAAUUAAUAUUUUUUUUCGGCAAAAAGGAACUGUGACAAAGAAAAAAAAAUGCGGUGGAAAGAAAUUGAAUUAUUAUUAUUAUUUUUUUGAUUAAUAUUUAUAACAUUGUUUAUUUUUUUUCAUUAAUUUAUUAUUGUUGCAAAACAGGAGAAGAUUCUUCAACUGUGCGCUUUUCUCUACGACAACAACAAAAGAAAGAAAGAAAGAAAAAGGAAAGAAAACACAACAAAACAUAAUUCAGAAAAUCAACAUAGAACUUUUUGUACAUAUUGAGGAGGGAAAAUAUGUAGACAGUUGCUAAACAUUCUUGUAAUCACGCGUCGGCGGAAAUUCCACAAGAAAAGGGAGACAGAAAGCCAACAGGGAUUUAGUGACGAUGAGUGAGGAGAGAAAGAAAAAACCAUGUUCUAAUCUAGAGAAGUAAUUAGGUGAAAAUUGUGUAAUAUUUAUAAAAAAAAAGAAAGGAAAAAAUGUCAAAAAAAAACCUUGAAAAAAGUUUAAACAUAGAAUAAUGCUCUUUUUAGUCAAACUAAACUUUGUUAAAACGACAAAAUAUGUACAAAAAAAAGUCAAGGCGUAGAUAAAGAAGCAACAAGAAUAUUUCCAAAAGUAUGAAUUCUUCUUAAAAAAAAAACAAAAAUAUUAACAUGUAAGAAAGGAAAAAGAGAGAAAGAGAAAAACAAAUUAUUCAUUCACAUUUUAGUCAUUGUGUAAAAGCAGUUCAUCGUCGUCCAUUUGUGGGGAGAAAAGGAUGAAGAAAAAGGAGUGUAAAAGGGAUGGUUAAGCGUGUGGUUAAUCAAUGAACUUCAAUUUUUUGCAGUAAAAACUUUGUAAUAAGAGAAGGUUUGAAAAGUACUUCAUAUUGUCGAAGAAUUUCCUUCUUUUUUUUCUAUUCAACAUAAGUGAAGAGUGAGAGAAAGAGAAGAAGAGGGAAAACUUUAAAAACCGAUAUUAAAGGUCAAUUAAUUAGAAUGUAAUUGAGAAAGUCAGUAAACUUGUAAAGGAGUCUUUUUUAUAUAAUCAACCACUUUUGCAAUAUUUAAUAAUAUAUAUAUAUAUAUAAAGAAGAAGAAAAUGAGAGAAAAAUGAUAAAACUAGUAAUCCUGAGAAGUUGAUAAAUGAUGAGAGAAAUUACAAGGUAGCAAAAGAGAAAAAUCCAUUUUACACCAGAUUAAUAGAUUAAUUGAAUUUACCAAGAAAAGAAAAGAAAAAAACAUGGAAUUAGUCGAUGGACGACUUAACAUUUAAGGACAGUGAAAACUCUGAAAUUGUGCUAAAUUUUGCUGUUGUCUUCUUUUUUUCCAUUUACACCGUCUAUUUUUCCUGGCAAAAGUAUGAAAAAGAAACUAAUAACUUCUUUUCUUCAGCAUCAGAGAGAGAGAGAGUUUUUUUUUAUAAGAAAAUGAAAAAGAAACAGUGACUAUAAAAAGAAUUACUCCCCAAAAAAAGGGGAGUAGCAAAAAAAAACAGUGACUAAAAGUGAAGAACAGAGGAAAAAAUACGUAGAAUCAAUAUUCAUGAAAGAGAGAGCAAUCGUUAAUAUGUUUAUCAAUUUUUAUCGUAGACAGUUGAUUAUCAUUGUGUUUUGUUGAAUGUGAACGCGAAAGAUGUGACGAAGAGAGGGAGAGAAAGCAAACAAGCAGAAAAGCGCCCCAGUGAAAAAGCCACACUUGGGAUGAUAAUUAUUGGAUCCUUUUUUUCCUAUCAAUCGAAACAUUUUAUCUCCAGUCUAGAAGAGAAAGAAAGAAAGAAAGUUAGUAAGAAAAGAGUUCUUUUUGAAGAAAAAAAAACACAUGAAAACAUAAAGAAAAAUACAGUAGUAAUACAAGAAAAACAAGCGAUAAUCUAACAAGUAAGUGAAAAUGCUAUUAAAAAAAAAGAGGAGAAAACAUUGAGGAAAUCUCUUCCCUAAUCAUCCCGCCUUCGUGGAGAAGAAGAAGAAGAAAACGUGAGGAAGAAAACAUAGCGCGAAAGAGUUGAAGAAUGGCGAAGAAGAAAUGUGGCGAACAAAUACUCUUGCUGUACAAAAAAGUGGGUUUAAGGAGGAGAAGUAGAAGAAGAAG